Molecule: messenger RNA, 1291 nt
Organism: Toxotes jaculatrix (banded archerfish)
Lineage: Eukaryota; Metazoa; Chordata; Actinopteri; Toxotidae
Gene: chac2
Product: ChaC, cation transport regulator homolog 2 (E. coli)
Exons: 3
Coding region: 225-791 (188 amino acids)
Biological process (GO): glutathione catabolic process
Cellular component (GO): cytoplasm
Molecular function (GO): gamma-glutamylcyclotransferase activity; glutathione specific gamma-glutamylcyclotransferase activity
Source: RefSeq, a predicted model, not a curated record
ACAUGUCGAUCUAGUCCUGCAUUGUAACCAUAGACUGACCAUAAAAAGACCGCAACGAACCUCUGAUACUACUAUUAAAUACCACCUGUACUGAUACAGGUAAACAUGUCUAUCAUUAUAAUGUCAUGACUGUCUAUGUAAGCUAGCUGUCAGACUAACACGCUGUGACUUAAGCCCGGCUACAACGGUCCUCGGCGAGGUAAGGUUAGCCUAAGGUCUUCAUCAUGUGGGUUUUCGGUUACGGGUCUCUGAUAUGGAAAGUGGACUUUCCGUAUGAAGAUAAGAGAGUUGGCUACAUAAAAGGCUUCAGUCGCCGGUUUUGGCAGGGCAGUACCGACCACCGGGGAGUACCGGGUAAGCCCGGCCGGGUCGUGACACUGGUGGAGGAUCCUGAGGGGUGCGUUUGGGGCGUUGCCUAUAAGUUGCCAACAGGCCGAGAGCAGGAAGUGAAGAGCUACCUCGACUACCGAGAAAAAGGUGGUUAUCAAGUCAUCACGGUGACCUUUCACCCCCGUCCACCUCUCUCUCCCCCUCCCAACCAGACGCUGCUCUACAUAGGCUCUCAGGACAAUCCAAACUACCUCGGCCCCGCCCCUCUGGAGGAGAUAGCCAACCAGAUCAUCAGUUCUACCGGUCCAAGCGGGCAAAAUACAGAGUACCUAUUUCAGCUCGCUGAUGCUGUGAGGACAAUUCUGCCCGAGGACUCAGACGCUCACCUGUUUUCUCUAGAAACUUUAGUGAGAGAAAGACUACAAAAUGGGCAGAAACACUCACACUCUCAAACAGGUUGAUUGUGACAAGACAAAAAAUAAGUCUUGAUCAAUGAUAAAUACCAGGCUGAAUUAGGCAAUCGGGAUAUUUUAGGGAUUCAGAAAAUACAGUAUGUUGACAAAGUCUGUUUUCAUCCCUGUUAAUGUCACGCUGCAAAGAAAUGUCAGCAUUUUAUCAGAAAACUGGAACUACUUCCUCAUGGUUGUCUGCCUCAGCCAACAUGUCAAGUGGCACUUUACAUCUAUGUCUGUCCAGACUCAUAAAACAUACAUAGUGAAAACUGAAGGAAUGAAAGAUAUUAAGUGUAUUUUAUCAUAAUUAGCGGAUGAAUUCUUGAGUUAUGGCCAAAAACAUGUUUUGCGAGGUCACAGUGAUCUUGAUCUUGACCUUUGACCACCUCAUUCUCAUUCAAUAACCUUGUAGGUUUACUCAGUGUACAUUAUCCAACAGCACAAAGGAAGAAUGUUUUGAAUGAAUAUACUGUAUAUUCUGAGUGAAUAUAUCUGAAUUCACAGAUGCA